AUGAGGGAAUUUCCAAGCACAGCAGAUCAGAAGGUGUCAGCAAUGGUCGAGUCUCAGACGCGGCAUCAUCCAUGGCGUUCGCCUGUUCCUUACCUCUUCGGUGGUUUGGCCGCGAUGCUUGGACUCAUCGCCUUUGCUCUCUUGUUGCUCGCAUGCUCCUACUGGACGCUCUCGCGGCGGACAAACGACGGUGACGGCGAGAAACAGACGGAGUCCGGUGAGAAAGUGGUGGCUAAGGUUUUCGAGGAGAAGAUUCUUGUGAUCAUGGCUGGACAAAGCAACCCCACCUUCUUGGCCACUCCGGUCGCCGCCAAGACUUGCGUCACAGUAUUGGACUGUGUAACCAGUGGCGUGAUUGUUGUAAAUACGGAGGAUAAAGAAGGGCAAAAUGGGAAAUCUACGGUUAUAGAAGGGUCGUCGUUUUCUUCAUCAGAGGGAAACCUGUGA
Messenger RNA from Thlaspi arvense, 447 nucleotides. The record is from the annotation of a GenBank genome assembly. NCBI's taxonomy places the organism in Eukaryota, Viridiplantae, Streptophyta, Magnoliopsida, Brassicales, Brassicaceae.